Thrips palmi is the source of this 1626-nucleotide messenger RNA. RefSeq names its product phosducin-like protein. The coding region runs from base 156 to 1025 and encodes 289 amino acids. The record is from RefSeq and is a predicted model, not a curated record. The transcript is spliced from 2 exons. Gene Ontology annotation, biological process: regulation of G protein-coupled receptor signaling pathway. NCBI's taxonomy places the organism in Eukaryota, Metazoa, Arthropoda, Insecta, Thysanoptera, Thripidae.
UGCACUCUUGGUGCUCGAUACUAUCGAAGGAGAAGGGGAAGGGGUGUGUGAACUGGUGAACUUCUUGAUUUGUAAACAAAAAUCAAUCGAGGGUUUGACUUGUUUUGACAAGAAGUGAUCGGUUCUCUUCUCAUUGCAAGCCCAUUGCAAGGAAAAUGGCCACACUUGAAGACAAGAUUCUAGGAGAGAAACUUCACAACUACUGCAGUAGUAGUGAAGACGAAGACGAGAAGUCAGGCUCUGGAGAUGAAGAAACUGGUGGCAAAGAGACUCAGCCUUCCAACUCCAAUGCCUUGCCACAACCUGAGCCUUGGUCUGGCUCAUCGACAAACACUGGCCCGAAAGGUGUGAUCAAGGAUUGGCAACGAUUCAAGCAGUUAGAAACAGAGAAGCGUGCUGAACAAGAAAAAGAAAAAUUGGAGCUCAUUAAGAAAUUGUCUCUUACAUGUCAGUCAGCUUUAGAUGAUGAGAAGGAUAAAGCCAAAGCUGAGCAGCUAGAUCCGGAGCUUCAAGAGCUUCUUGAGGACAGCUUUCUUCUUCAGUAUCAAGAGAAAAGGAUGAAAGAGAUGCUUGACCAGUACAAAAACCUCCCGUCAUUUGGGAAGCUGAUUUCAUUAAAUGAAAGUGGAGAAUUUUUGGAGGUCAUUGAUAAUGAGCAUGCCGCAGUGACUGUAAUCAUUCAUAUAUGUGAGAAUAAUAUUUCAGGAUGUCACUCUAUGAAUAGUUGUCUUGAAUGUCUAAGUGAGAAAUUUCCGAAGGUCAAGUUCUGCAAAAUAUUAAGCUCUGUCGCUGGAAUGAGUCAACGUUUCAAGUCUGGAGGGCUUCCUGCUUUGUUGGCCUACAAGGGAGGGCAGCUUAUAGGGAACUUUGUAAGAAUUACAGAUGAUCUUGGCUCUGACUUUUCUGCCGAGGAAGUUGAAGCAUUUCUUAUUGAGCAUGGUGUGAUACCAGACCAAUCUUGUAUUCCAAAAAUUAUACAGCAGUCAUCAUUAAAUGAUGACGAUGACGAUGAAGAUGAUGACUAGAAAAAUGCCUCUUCUUAAAUGUUGCUUUUAGACAUUUUAAACUGUAUAAAUCUAUGAUUUUGUAAGUGAUCUCUUGUUGAUGUUGCAUGUUGUUAGAAAUAACUAUUAGAUCUUUUGUACCAAGCCUUGUAUAACUUCGAACUGCACUCUCAUUAUUAUAUCCAUACAAUUACAUUCUUAAGUAUUAUAUGUAGUACUAGGUUUAAAGCAACUUCUUCCAAUGUGCGUUUCAACAUUUGUCUUUUAUUCUCUUAUUGAGUUAAGGAGUGGUAGAGUUUUUGGUUUGCACAGUGCAUGCAAAUUGAGACUGUCGGGACCAAUCCUCGUCCAGAAGCCAAACACUUAAGCCUUAUCUAUGUAUUCUUACACGUCUGCCAAAUUUUUUAAAAUUGUGAAGCAUAAUAUGGACCCCUUGAACUAGGUACUUCAAUUGAGCUAAAUGUAGAAAUUUCUAAGGACUGUUACUUACAUGUUCCCCUUUUAAGUUUAGGUUGUUCUUGAAAAUGAAAUUUUCUUACCUAACUCUCUAAAAAAUAUAUUUCUAUGUAUUCUUCUACUGUCAAACUUAACAAAUAAAAAGAUUGCUAUAUCAUCAAGGCAA